Synchiropus splendidus (mandarinfish) is the source of this 2464-nucleotide messenger RNA. It is a transcript of the gene dnai2b, whose product is annotated as dynein, axonemal, intermediate chain 2b. Gene Ontology annotation, cellular component: outer dynein arm. The transcript has 13 exons. The coding region runs from base 304 to 2034 and encodes 576 amino acids. Gene Ontology annotation, biological process: cilium movement; outer dynein arm assembly. The record is from RefSeq and is a predicted model, not a curated record. Gene Ontology annotation, molecular function: dynein heavy chain binding; dynein light chain binding. NCBI's taxonomy places the organism in Eukaryota, Metazoa, Chordata, Actinopteri, Syngnathiformes, Callionymidae.
UGCAUUCGUUAUAAUUUAAGUGAAAUGGCGAUAGAUGAAAAAUAAAAAUGAGUACUAUUUGCACACAAAAAUAUGACAUUUACGGCUUGAUAAUGUUCCCAGCAGUUUUAUUUUGAAACCACGUUGACAAAGCCUUCUUCCGGUCGAGCCGUUGCGUGGAGACGGUCAAACAUUCUUUUGAUUAUGGUUUUGAGGGUGAGCCAGGAUUUGGACUCAGAUCGAAAGGAAGUCAACAAAGAUUUCUUUGUGCGGAGUCUUUGCAGGACAGAGGGUGGCGCUGUCUUAUAAUAGGAACAAAAAAAGAUGGAGCAGGGCCAGGAAUACACCAAGACAGGAGAUGAGGUCGGUGGGGAGACCAAUUUCUCCGACCGGCCAGCUGAGCUCAUGCUGGACCUGCCUUCAGACCCUGAUGUGGCUCAGCAGUUAACUACCUUGACAUAUCAGGACCGAGGAGUGCAAUCGGCUCCCAACCUGUCGGAGCACGAGGUAAAUACAGAACGGAUAAAGCUUGAGAGCUGUGGCGUCAACCACGUGGAAGGUGGCUGGCCAAAAGAGGUGAACCCGAAUGACCCAGAGCAGAAGUCUCGCUACCUCAAGAAGACAGAGCGAGAUGACAACUACGUGGCCACUGUCCUGCAGCUUAGCCGAGUCAUGGAGCACUGCAUACGUCAGACCAACACAAUGGACAUCUAUGAAGAGUACUUCCUUGAUGAAGAGGAAGACGGUCCCAAGGCUCCUAUCGCAGACGACAGUCAGGAGCCCCCCCCUGCCAAGACCCUCAACAUGUUCAGGGACCCAAAUCAGCUGAAGAGGACAGUCACUGGGCUUUCAUGGCACCCUGAUAACGGUCGGACGCUGGCUGCUGCAUUCUCCUGCCCUGAGUACCAGGGCAUGUCUGCAGACCAGAAUAUGGACUCAUACAUCUGGGACAUUGAAAACCCUCACUGCCCGGAAGUGACACUGAGCCCCCACUCUCCGCUCUUGUGCCUGGAAUACAACCCCAAAGACUGCCACAUCCUGGUAGGAGGCAGCUACAACGGCCAGAUUGUUGUGUGGGACACACGGAAAGGAUGUCGACCAGUGGAAGUCUCUGCUAUGGACCAGAGCCACCAAGACCCAGUCUACAAGACCGUCUGGCUGCAGUCAAAGACGGGGACAGACGCCUUCUCUACCUCGACUGAUGGACAGGUCCUCUGGUGGGAUGUCCGUAAACUCACCGAGCCCACCGAGAGUCUUGUUCUGGAUCCAGGACGAGAAGGCAACAGGGAUCGGGCGUACGCUGCUGUGUCUCUGGAGUUUGAGGGCACCAUGCCAACAAAGUUUAUGGUGGGCACAGAAGAGGGUGUGGUCGUCUCCUGCAACAGGAAAGCCAAAACCCCUGCCGAGAAGAUUGUUUGCAACUACACAAGCCACACUGGCCCGAUCCAUGCUCUGCAGAGAAACCCCUUCUUUCCUAAGAACUUCUUAACAGUUGGGGACUGGACUGCACGCAUUUGGUCCGAGGACAUCCGGGACUCAUCCAUCAUGUGCAUCAGACAAAUGUCCUCCCUGAUGGAUGCUUGCUGGAGUCCAGUACGUCCAGCUGUGUUCUUCACAGUUAAGACAAAUGGUGUCCUGGAUGUUUGGGACGUCCUCUUUAAGCAAAGUGUGCCAACUCUGAGUUUGCAAGUGUGUGACGAAGCGCUCCACAGCCUGCGGGUCCAGGAGGGCGGGCGUCUGGUUGCGUGCGGGUCAGAGCUGGGUGACAUCACGUUGAUGGAGGUAUCAUCAGAAGUGUCUGAGAUGCAGAGGAAUGAGAAGGGCCUCAUGUCUGAGCUCUUUGAGCGAGAGACUCGACGCGAGAAGUUUCAUGAGUCAAGACGCCGGGAGGUACAGUUGAAAGAGCGCAGCCGCUCCGAGCAAAGUCGCCACGAUGAGGGUGGAGGAGAGGCAGAAGAGGAGGAAGAGAGUCCCGAUGAGCUGAUAGCUCGAGCAGAAGAACUCUUCUUCAAGACUUUGGAGCCAGAACCGGAAAAGAAAGGAAAGAAAAGCUAAAGGAUGUAUGAAGCCAACGUCCUGCACAGCUCUUUUCCUCUUCACUAUUGUCACAGAGAAAUUGUAAAUAAGCAGAGAGGAAUAAAGCUGCAUCAGCCUCAGUAUCAUCAUGACAUGUCAUCCCAACACAGCUACACAAGAAAACAAGCAGUCUGACUUUGGUCAAUUUAUCACUCGGUAGUGUCGUCUUGUCGUUUUUUGCAGUUUGUAUGGUUGAUCCAUGUCCUUGACACAACUGUGGGCCUCCAUGGAAAAUUAAAUGGUCAGAUAUUUAGCAAGAAGGUGCCUCUCAAAAUGGAAAACUUGAGAUGAAUAUUUUGUAUCCUAUUGGACUUUCAUUUGUCAUGUUCUAAAACAUCCAUAUUAUAUCCCUCAAAAACAUAUUGUAUAUUUUUUUUACAUAUCUGUCAAAAAAUAAAUGUUUCAUAUA